GUUAAAUAGUGGGUAAUGCCUUUCCUCCAAGCACUGUCACUGAAGAACUUUUUCAUUACCACACAGUUAAUAUUUCAGAGUCGUGUUUCGGAGCUCUAAUGUGAUGAUGAAGUGUCUCCUACAUCCAUUGAUUCUUCUGCUGGCCUUUUGCUCACUGGCGUUCUGCAGGCUGGUGGAUAAUUUUAUUAAUAACAACGGCUGUCCUGAUUUCUUCCUGAGUACUUCUAAUGGGCGUGUCACACCCACCAUUCUGCAGAACCAAAAUCGGUAUCGGCAGAUCUGUCAGCGGUAUAUGGGCAGAGAUCGAUUCGCCACUCUUUAUGAUACUCAGAAUAGGAUCCCUGUGUACUCAGCCUACCUGCAUGUUCCUCCUGCAAGACUCAGUAGAAUGAAUGAGUGGUGGACAGAACCGGAUCUCAGCCAUGCACAGCAGGCCGACAACAGAGAUUAUUUAGGCAGAAUGCAUAGAGGUCAUUUAUAUCCUGCCAGCCAUAACAAUGAUAUUGAAGGAAUGGACGCUACCUUCACCCUGACCAACGCAGCACCGCAAGAUCAAAGCUUCAACUCUAGAUGGUUCCAACAUGUUGAGGAACCAGUAAAUAAGCUAAUUCUGGUCAACUGUAAAGGAAACCGUGCUUACAUUGUAACAGGAGUGGUGCCAUCUAAAAAACAAAUCAACAACAGAGUUAAAGAGGCCAGUCACUUCUGGACUGCAUACUGUUGCCUGGACAACAAUGGACGUCUGGUAGGACAUGGAGCAUAUCUCAUGUAUCGGAAUGGUACCAUGAUGCUGAACCAAAAUCAAAAUGUGAGGGACCUGGAGAACCAGCUGACCAGCUUAUAUCGUGGACCUUUUCAGGUGUUUGGAGGUCACUGUUAUUGAAUUGAUCAUGACUGGUUAUAUCAGUGUGAUAAUGCACAAAACUGCUUUGCAUGCUUUUUAGAAAAUGAAUGCAUUUUAUUGAAAGAAUCAAUUGUGAUUGUGAUGCAUUUUGAAGAAGAAAUUGACUUAACUGUUUAAACAAACAGAGAAAGCAGCAUCUUUAUCUAAUGACAGUGUUUUUUAUGCAAGAUUUAGUACAAGGUUAUGCUACAGCUAACAAACAUUUCAAUAAGAUAAAAAACUACAUAAAAUACAAAUACAUAAAAUGCAAAUAAGAUAAAAUGUGUAUAGUGCAUAAAAAAAUCAACAUUUAUAAGUUUAAGAUGUGAGCAGUAGAUAUAUGUGCAUAUAAAUGUAUAUGAAAGGUGCAAAUUAUGCAUAAGUGCAAUACUGAGCUGUGUUAUAAUCAUGUAUUACUAGUCAAUAAAGCUUGUGCUGCAUUUAAAA
This is a messenger RNA of Pygocentrus nattereri (red-bellied piranha), 1330 nucleotides long. Its product is annotated as endonuclease domain-containing 1 protein-like. The record is from RefSeq and is a predicted model, not a curated record. Bases 104 to 883 code for a protein of 259 amino acids. The transcript has 4 exons. NCBI's taxonomy places the organism in Eukaryota, Metazoa, Chordata, Actinopteri, Characiformes, Serrasalmidae. Gene Ontology annotation, molecular function: nucleic acid binding; metal ion binding; hydrolase activity.